Molecule: messenger RNA, 1692 nt
Organism: Glossina fuscipes
Lineage: Eukaryota; Metazoa; Arthropoda; Insecta; Diptera; Glossinidae
Product: putative phosphatidate phosphatase
Exons: 1
Coding region: 113-1120 (335 amino acids)
Biological process (GO): phospholipid dephosphorylation; signal transduction; phospholipid metabolic process
Molecular function (GO): phosphatidate phosphatase activity
Source: RefSeq, a predicted model, not a curated record
UAUGUUCAUAUAUUAAGGGGCUCAGCCAAUCUAACAAAUCUUAACACAUUUUAGUUUUAAAGAUACAGUUCACCAAAGAAAACGCAGCUUAUAUAACAAAAUAUAUUUGAAUAUGAGAAAAGUUCAUCAUAAGGAAUCAGGUUCAGUAGUGCGCGUAAUUUUGGAUUUCUUAUUACUGGCAAGCACUUACUUUGUAGCUUUAGUGAUCUUACCGAAUAUACUUAAAACGAACACGCGUGGUUUCUUUUGCGGCGAUAAAUCGCUUAUGUAUCCUUACAAAUUGAAUACAUUAUUAAAACCGAUACAUAUUGGAAUAUUCGUACUGGCCGUACCGGCAACAGUGGUAUUGUGUAGUAAGCUGAUGAGUGUCAUCAAUAUCAUGAAAGACACAUCUUCAUCGUCCAGUAACUUUCAAACACGCUACAUAAUAGCCGGUAUACAAAUUCCUACCAUAAUCAGUGAUUGUUUCGCCAUAUUGGGUGCCUAUCUGUUUGGCUUGGCUUUAGUUGUUAUUAUUACGAUCUCAACGCAGAGAUUUACAGGACGUUUGGCACCCUAUUUUUUUGAAGUAUGCCAACCGAUAAUAACAAUCAACUCGACCGCCUGUGCGCAUGUUAGCCACUUUAAGCAUUAUAUAGCUGAGUAUACGUGCUCUUCAUUCACCUCCGGCGUAAAACUUUUAAGUGAAAUGCGUCAUUCAUUUCCCAGUUCGUAUGCCUCAACGACCACAUAUGCUAUGGCAUUCAUUAUUAUGUAUCUUCGGACUAGCAUCACAGCAAAACAUGCACUAUGGGCUCAAUAUUGUCGUCUUCUCUUACAGUGCGGUUGCGUGAUGCUGGCUAUUUUAGUUGCUGUGGAACGUUUAACAUCAUACCGUCAUCAUUGGUCGGAUGUUGUAUUUGGCGGCGUGAUAGGUGCCACUGUCGCCUGUAUUGUGAUUCAUAUGCUCUUAAGCAACUUAUUUGAAACAGUUCCCAUUAAGACUCGUUCUAAUAGGACACAAGCUAAUGAAUCAUUAAUCUUACAACGUAAAAAAGUAGAUAACAAUUUCUCGUUCGGUUAUUAUAAUUUGGGAUAUUGUUAUAAUUUAGGUUACUAUCGGCCGAGAUUUUGUUUUUAAAAAACCACAUUUUUGUUACUAAAGGAUAUACAAAAGUCAAUAAAUAUGUUGAAACACAUUAAAAAUCAAUUAUUUAUUAAAGCUGCAAGGCAUGCGGUCAACAAUAUAUUUAUCACAUAAGUAAACUCUUUUAAUGACGCAAGCUAAAGAAUGCUUUUUCCUCCACCUCUACGCCUAUAUUUUCUGCAAUACUAUUAUACUUUGUCGCGAACAAUAACAUCAACUGUUAGUUUUAAAUGAUGUCCAGUGAUCGUGACCGACUAUUUAAGAGAUAAGUGAUAAGUGUAUUUAGCAAGAAGAGGCCAACCUUCCGGAUCUCUAUGUCAUUCCAUCAGAUGAAGCUUUUACUCGACCAAUGUUUGAUGGGCACGCGAAGAGCGCACGAUCAAUCAGCAGGAAUGCAGCAAACGUAAGUCAAUGUACGUCAGAUAAUAAGCAAGAAUACAAAGAGUAAUAUUUUCCAAUGAUACGAAAUAAACAAAAACGGUUAAAAAUAAAAGGGGGCAUCGGCGUUAAAAGUUUUCGUGGACCAGCAGCCGUAACCUAAUCCACUUUAGUAAGCACUAUAGCGA